Molecule: messenger RNA, 13669 nt
Organism: Sapajus apella (tufted capuchin)
Lineage: Eukaryota; Metazoa; Chordata; Mammalia; Primates; Cebidae
Gene: NRG1
Product: neuregulin 1
Exons: 9
Coding region: 5619-7172 (517 amino acids)
Biological process (GO): cell differentiation; activation of transmembrane receptor protein tyrosine kinase activity; intracellular signal transduction
Molecular function (GO): chemorepellent activity; protein tyrosine kinase activator activity
Source: RefSeq, a predicted model, not a curated record
CAGAGUGAAACCCUGUCUCUACAUAUAUACAUAAAUAUACAUACACAUAUACAUAUAUAUAAAUAUUAACAUAAGUUCAGAGUUCAUAGUUAAUAAUUGCCUGAGAUUCAUUGCCACAUUGCCUAUUGACACUUUCUAGAAGAAAGGGCACCCUACACAUAACAAAGUCUGAUUUUUCAUUGAGUUGAAAUUCACACAGCAAAAUUCACCAUUUGAAAUUCAACAACUCAGUUGCAUUUAUUGCAGUGUUAUGUAACCAUCCCUUCCAUCUAGUUCCAAAACUUCUCCAGAGGAAUUUUAAAAGAAGGGCAACUUGUAUAAUGAUCAAUAAACUGUAUGUGUCGAAAACUAAUGAUUUUACUUAUGGGGAGUGAUAAAUUAAUAGGUUCUCCCAAAGUAAAGCAAACUUACUAUAACUAUUAUAUGCAAUUGAAGUGUCUUUCCAUGUAACAUUCUAACAUCCUCAUCUUUGAGAUCAUUUACUUUAUCUUCAGUUAUACAGGAUGUAAACUCAUAAAGAACAAAAUGCACCAGAGUAAAUUGCUCAUCAUGUUACAGAAUGAGAACACAGAGCACAGUCAAUAUCAAGCACUUGAUACAGCAUCUCACAAAGUAAUUUUAAAAUUAAGUCAAAUUGUCUGUUCUGAGAACAUUUACACUGGGUAAGAAUAAUCAGUCUUGACUCACCUUUAAAGUGGGCAGAAAAGGCAUGCCCAGUAAGGUAAAAUGAGUUUCAUUCAUCUCACCCAUUUUUCAUCAUAAAUAAUGUGGAAGGACAUCAACAGCACAUGGAUUUAGUUUGGUCUCAGAGAACUUUUCUGUUUAGCUGGAUAGAGAGGUGUGACAAGAAAAAGUUAAAUAUUGGCAUAUUCCAAACUUUCCAUCCAUUGAUAGGAUCUGUGGUAGUUGAGUUUCACUAAAUCAGACUAAAUUCAUUCAAGGCAUAUUUUGGAGCAGAGAAAUUUGAUAAGGAAGUAUCUGAACAGGACAUGAAAAGACUUGGGAAAAAUGGAGGGUAUUUUAGAUGAUGGAGAUGAAUAAGGCCUGCUUAUUUAUUAGAGACACCGUAAUCUGUGUAAUGCAAUCCCAAUUAAAAGUAAAACCAAACAAAAUGUAUGUAUUGAAUGGAUAGCACAGCUCUAAGUUUGGGACAGAUACUAAUAAUUUUUUCCUUCAAAUAAAUUGCAUUCUUCAGCCCUGUAUACAUUAUAUAAGUAAAUGAUGACACAUGACUGUGAAAAUGUGCCCCCAAUAAAUGGUACAGUUAAGAAAUGCUGGGUUUAUGAUUUGGAAAAAUGGGAAGGGCUCCAUUAAGGAGCUGAGACUUACCUGAGGGCAUGUCUUUUGGAUAGGUGGAAGAAGCCAACAGAUGCGUUGGUGUACUUUAUCCUUCAGAGAAGCUGCAAGUUCUUAAAGUUUAACUUUAGGGCCUGGAGGUUUCUUGUGAAAAUUAUGAUUUCAUAAUUCAUCAGCAAAUAAAUAAAUAAUUGCCAUUUAUAUGUAGUGAUCUCCCCAAAUGAAAUGACCGCUGUCAUCAUUUAUUCUCUAUUAGAUACCAUGAAGUAAAUUCUACUCUUUUGCCAGCCAUAAAACUUAGGAGCAAGGAUAAACUUUUUCAGAGAUAAUAUUUUUAGAGUCAAUUUCUAAAAAUUGUUAGGCAAAAUUUUAGAAGUCUUAUUUUGGAAACUAGAUCCUUUUAAGUCUGUUUACAAAUUAUAUUAAGGUAUUAAUUCCUAUUUCAUUGUUAUAUAUUCUGGUUCUCAUAGUCUCUCCUUGAAGUGAUGCAUAAUCAAUAAUGUGAUCAAAUAUACUUUUUGAUGAAAAAACAAAAGCAGUAUUUUUCAGCAGAAAUAGGAUGAAUCAGAACUUAUUCAAAUCUUGGCCCUAUUAUUUAAUAGCUUUAUGUCCAUGGCAAAAUUACCUAAGCUGCCUGGACCAAUGCAAUUUUUUAAAAAUUUUAAAAUAAAUACGAACUGUACGGGAUUAGUGAAGAUCAGAAAUAAUGUAUGUUAUGAACCUAGCAGAAUGCCUGAAACCUAGGUGGAACUCAUGAAGGUAGCUUUUAUUGUUGUGAGGGAGAUGGUGAUCAAAGGUUUUAAAAGGUAGUAAAAAUUUCUCUACUUCAUUUUUCUAAGAGGAUAUGGAAAUGGGGGUGUUCCUGGGCUUUAUUGGGGCGGAGCUUAAAGUGUUUAAAUGAUAUAUCCUUGCAGUUCUUCCUACAAACAUGCAGGUUUUAUCCAAAGGAAAUUCUUACCUCUGACCCCAUUCACACUUUCCUUUCUCACUCUUUUAUUGCUAUAGGGGAUUUGAUAAAGGGAGAAAGGCAACUUCGGGUCCUAGUCCCAAGGGUAGAAUGAAAGGAGAAUUCCUUUUAUUCUUUACCUCCCAUCCUUCUCUCUUUCCCCAGUUACGUUCAUUUUUUAAUUUCGUGGGAAAAAAAUAAUAAUUUUAUAGGAAGCUGGCUGUCUGUGACUAAUCUUAGCACCAGGGUGCCACAGAUUUCCUGGAAUCUUUUUCCAGGUGGAAAACAGACGCAUCCCAAAGUCUCGUUUAUGUAGUCCAAGGGAAAGAGUACUUGUGGCAGUCCAUAGGAUUCUCUCUCUGAUGUUUUGCCCUAGUCUUUGUAUAAAAUGUUGGCUUUCUUUACAAGUGUCGGGCAUUUUCAGUGUAACAGCUACAACAGUGCCCAGUAACAUUUUUUUUUUUUUUUUUGGUCUGCUGAAUAUGUUUGCUCUUAAUGAUUGAGGUAAGGUGAAUAAUUGCUAUUGGUGCAAAAUAAAGACCACUUUUCUAAACUAUGGGUUAUCAUUCUUGAUAUUUUCUCAUAUCUGCCUGACUUGGGGCCACAUGAACCCCAUUUUGAUCUUUGAAAUUUAGGUUACCUUGGCCUUGGAUGAAAUGCCAGUGUAUUGAGUAUAAUAUUUUUGGUUUGGGUCAAAACUGAGGACUUCAGUGCCAUAUAUUUCAACUGGGUGCUUUUGGAAGGAAUUAUAAAUUACCCUGGUUUAGCCUAAACACCUGCUGAUAUUGUUUUUUUAAUAUUUACAUGAAUAUUGGUCAUUGAAAUCUUACUAUCUUUCAGUUUGAAUACUUUAAAUGCUUCUAUAGACAUUUUCUACACUGAAAUUGUAUAUCCUUUGCUAGAAUCUUUGUAAGAGAGUUCUCACUGCUUUAAAAUCAAAUAAGCCUAGAAGAUAAACACAGGAAUUAUUUUAAAACACCAUUUACUAGUAUGUAAAUGCAGGUUAUAGAGAGAUGAAAUUAAGGAUAACUCAUGUUGCCUAUAAACUUGUCAUAGCCAUGGUUACAAUUAUGCAAAUUGGUGCAGGCUUUUGUUGUUAGUGAUAGUACUGCAAACACAGUUUAAGAUGUUAAAACCCUUUAAAUCAUUGAUAAUUUUGGACUAAUUUCAUCUUAAAGGAAGAAGUGAUAAUAUUCUUAUCUCCUGCCAUUUACAGCUGAAAUAUACUUCAAAGCAGCGGAGAUUGUGCCCUACAAAAUAUAAUGUGCUUAAAGUGGAUUUUCCUGGAACUUGAGUUCUAAAUUUUACUGCUUCAGGGACCCAUAUGAUGGCUCUGUAGUAUAGAUUUAGAGAGAGUUUUAAAGACCCCUGUUGAUAUAGGUGAACAAAAUGGUUCCUUGGAAACCGUUUAGAUGUGCAGUCACAGUAAGUGUGGAUUUCAGGUUCAGAUGCAUAUUGUGUACAGUGACAAGCAGCAGAGUGCUUGGGGAAGCCUGUGGUCUCUAUUAAGGACAGUGCAUUUCUUCUGGUGUUUUAAUGACUGUUGUUUUAAAAGAAAAAAAAAUCAGCAUUGAAACUAUCUGGAAGGUAAAGCUCCUGAAACCUAACCCAGAAGGCAUGCUCUCAUAGAAAACUCUUCUUAGUACUUGCAGUGCGGUGAUAAUUGAGGACAUGUGGUAUGUAUUACAGUGCCAGGGAAUUCAAACCUCUGCAGUGUGGAGUCACCAUGAAAGGCUAAUCUAAAAAUGAAGUGGUAGCUUUGCUCCCAUCAUAACUCUGCUGCUUACCGGUGCUUUCUAUUAGCUUGACAUCAGUUAGCUUGACAUUAGUCUGCUUUGGGUGAGACAGAAGAAAUGGAAAUUCAAAGGGGACCCCAGCAGAGGAUAUAUGGGCUGCCACCCGCUCCCCUAGCACUCCCUCCAGACGUACUCAGCAUUUCUCCCUGGGCAUGACAAAGUCUUACAUAGUCAUUGCAAAAAGGGCUAAAAGGCAGAGCUGUCCAUGGUUAGGGAAAAAAAAAAAUGUUUGAACUGUUGGUUGAAAACCAGGUAAUAACAGUCCUCUUAGUGAACAAAACUUAUUAGAGGGCUAGAGAAGGAAUGCUAUCUCUCAGCAGCAGGCAGGAAGAAAUUGCUGUUGAAAAGCUUACCUCUCUAGGGAGGAAUCAGAUAUCAGACUUCGCCAAGCCCCAGGUCCAACCCAGAAGGUCCCACCUACACCCCCCCACCCCCCUCCCCAUCCCAGCUUUGUUAGAUUGCUAGAAUCGAUCGCUGGCUUUUUCUAACCCAACAGUGGGUGAAGGAAAGAGCCUGAAAGCCGGCAAGGUGGGGGUGGAAGAAGACUGGGACCACUUUUGUAGAGAAAGAAAGAAAAAGAGAAGAAAACGGGUGGGGGCCAUGGGGACUAGGCUUAACUGAUGCCUGCCUGCCUCUCUUUGAUUUGAUGGCCUUUAUUCCUUCUAAUUGGAUAAAAUAGGAAGUCAGUGGUGGUCCUGUGCGGCUGGGAUACUGAUUUUACUCAGACCAGCCUGCAGCUCUAGAGUGGAUAGAGAGUGAAGAGUGGGGGUUGGUAGAGGGGGAGGAAAGAGAGAGGAGAGAGGACGGGCUUGGAUGAAGAGGGGAAAGAAAGAGAAAGAGACUGAAGCAGAGAAGAGCCGCAGAGGAAGAAAGUGAAUGAGCACUCAAGAAGGACAAAGAGGAGUAGCCGGGGGUGGGUGGAGGCAGGGCGGGGAAGGGAGUGACCGCCCCUCCUGGCCGCACUCUUGCCUCCCCAGCCCUUGGUGUUUGCAGUGAUGCUCCGAGGGCAGGCACCUGCUGCUCUGUAAUGAUUCAGCCCCUUUCAGCCGUCGUCGCGCUAACACAACAGGAUGCUGUUGCUAUUGUCACUGCUGCCUCUCCUGCCGCCGCCGCUGCUGCCGCCGCCGCCGCUGGUCCUCCUCCUGCUGUUACUUCUCCUGCAUGACAGUUGUUUUCUUCAUCUGAGCAGACACCAGCUUCAGAUGCUCGAGGUGAGAAACAUGCCUUUCAGUUUGGGCUACUGGUUUACUUAAUUCACCAGUGGGCAGCUCCGUCGAUCUAUUUUGGUCCCUGUCCUCUUGACCAGCCCGGGAUGGUUUGGAGAAGCAUUUAAAAGAACUCGAAAAGUGGCUCAGAAACAGCAGCUUAGAGAAUUAUUAAGAUAUACUUUGAUUUUGUAGUUGCUGAGAGCUUUUCUUCCCCCCUUGCAUCUUCCCAAACUCUUCUUGAUUUUUAUAAUGGCCUUGGACUUGGACAGUUUAUCGAUUUCCCCCUGUAAGAUGCUGUAUCAUUUGGUUGGGGGGGCCUCUGCGUGGUAAUGGACCGUGAGAGCGGCCAGGCCUUCUUCUGGAGGUGAGCCCAUGGAGAUUUAUUCCCCAGAUAUGUCUGAGGUCGCCGCCGAGAGGUCCUCCAGCCCCUCCACUCAGCUGAGCGCAGACCCAUCUCUUGAUGGGCUUCCGGCAGCAGAAGACAUGCCAGAACCCCAGACUGAAGAUGGGAGAACCCCUGGACUUGUGGGCCUGGCUGUGUCCUGCUGUGUGUGCCUGGAAGCUGAGCGCCUGAGAGGUUGCCUGAACUCAGAGAAAAUCUGCAUUGUCCCCAUCCUGGCUUGCCUGGUCAGCCUCUGCCUCUGCAUCGCCGGCCUCAAGUGGGUAUUUGUGGACAAGAUCUUUGAGUAUGACUCUCCUACUCACCUUGACCCGGGGGGGUUAGGCCAGGACCCUAUUAUUUCUCUGGACCCAACUGCUGCCUCAGCUGUGUGGGUGUCGUCGGAGGCAUACACUUCACCUGUCUCUAGGGCUCAAUCUGAAAGUAAGGUUCAAGUUACAGUGCAAAUUGACAAGGCUGUUGUCUCCUCUGAACCGUCAGUGGCAUCAACACCGAAGAAUCGUAUUUUUGCCUUUUCUUUCUUGCCUUCCACUGCACCAUCCUUCCCUGCACCCACCCGGAACCCUGAGGUGAGAACACCCAAGUCAGCAACUCAGCCACAAACAACAGAAACUAAUCUCCAAACUGCUCCUAAACUUUCUACAUCUACAUCUACUACUGGGACAAGCCAUCUUGUAAAAUGUGCAGAGAAGGAGAAAACGUUCUGUGUGAAUGGAGGCGAAUGCUUCAUGGUGAAAGACCUUUCAAACCCCUCGAGAUACUUGUGCAAGUGCCAACCUGGAUUCACUGGAGCAAGAUGUACUGAGAAUGUGCCCAUGAAAGUCCAAAACCAAGAAAAGGCAGAGGAGCUCUACCAGAAGAGAGUGCUGACCAUAACCGGCAUCUGCAUCGCCCUCCUUGUGGUCGGCAUCAUGUGUGUGGUGGCCUACUGCAAAACCAAGAAACAGCGGAAAAAGCUUCAUGACCGUCUUCGGCAGAGCCUUCGGUCUGAACGAAACAACAUGAUGAACAUUGCCAAUGGACCUCACCAUCCCAACCCACCCCCCGAGAAUGUCCAGCUGGUGAAUCAAUACGUAUCUAAAAACGUCAUCUCUAGUGAGCAGAUUGUUGAAAGAGAAGCAGAGACAUCCUUUUCUACCAGUCACUAUACUUCCACAGCCCAUCACUCCACUACUGUUACCCAGACUCCUAGCCACAGCUGGAGCAACGGACACACUGAAAGCAUCCUUUCAGAAAGCCACUCUGUAAUCAUGAUGUCAUCCGUAGAAAACAGUAGGCACAGCAGCCCAACUGGGGGCCCAAGAGGACGUCUUAAUGGCACAGGAGGCCCUCGUGAAUGUAACAGCUUCCUCAGGCAUGCCAGAGAAACCCCUGAUUCCUACCGAGACUCUCCUCAUAGUGAAAGACAUAACCUUAUAGCUGAGCUAAGGAGAAACAAGGCACACAGAUCCAAAUGCAUGCAGAUCCAGCUAUCAGCAACUCAUCUUAGAUCUUCUUCCAUUCCCCAUUUGGGCUUCAUUCUCUAAGACCCCUUGGCCUUUAGGAAGGUAUGUGUCAGCCAUGACCACCCCGGCUCGUAUGUCACCUGUAGAUUUCCACACGCCAAGCUCCCCCAAAUCACCCCCUUCGGAAAUGUCUCCACCCGUGUCCAGCAUGACGGUGUCCAUGCCUUCCAUGGCGGUCAGCCCCUUCGUGGAAGAAGAGAGACCUCUACUUCUCGUGACACCACCGAGGCUGCGGGAGAAGAAGUUUGACCAUCACCCUCAGCAGUUCAGCUCCUUCCACCACAACCCCGCGCAUGACAGUAACAGCCUUCCCCCUAGCCCCUUGAGGAUAGUGGAGGAUGAGGAGUAUGAAACGACCCAGGAGUACGAGCCAGUCCAGGAGCCUGUUAAUAAACUCGCCAAUAGCCGGCGGGUCAAAAGAACCAAGCCCAACGGCCACAUUGCUAACAGAUUGGAAGUGGACAGCAACACAAGCUCCCAGAGCAGUAACUCAGAGAGUGAAACAGAAGAUGAAAGAGUAGGUGAAGAUACACCUUUCCUGGGCAUACAGAACCCCCUGGCAGCCAGUCUUGAGGCAACACCUGCCUUCCGCCUGGCUGACAGCAGGACUAACCCAGCAGGCCGCUUCUCAACACAGGAAGAAAUCCAGGCCAGGCUGUCUAGUGUAAUUGCUAACCAAGACCCUAUUGCUGUAUAAAACCUAAAUAAACACAUAGAUUCACCUGUAAAACUUUAUUUUAUAUAAUAAAGUAUUCCACCUUAAAUUAAACAAUUUAUUUUAUUUUAGCAGUUCUGCAAAUAGAAAACAGGAAAAAAAACUUUUAUAAAUUAAAUAUAUGUAUGUAAAAAUGUGUUAUGUGCCAUAUGUAGCAAUUUUUUACAGUAUUUCAAAAUGAGAAAGAUAUCAAUGGUGCCUUUAUGUUAUGUUAUGUCGAGAGCAAGUUUUGUACAGUUACAGUGAUUGCUUUUCCACAGUAUUUCAGCAAACCCUCUCAUAGAUUCAGUUUUUGCUGGCUUCUUGUGCAUUGCAUUAUGAUGUUGACUGGAUGUAUGAUUUGCAAGACUUGCAGCUGUCCCUCUGUUUGCUUGUAGUAGCACCUGAUCAGUAUGUCUUGUAAUGGCACAUCCGUCCGAUACGCCUCUCUCGUGUAUGAAGUUUUCUUUGCUUUCAGAAUAUGAAAUGAGUUGUGUCUACUCUGCCAGCCAAAGGUUUGCUCAUUGGGCUCUGAGAUAAUAGUAGAUCCAACAGCAUGCUACUAUUAAAUACAGCAAGAAAACGCAUUAAGUAACGUUAAAUAUUAGGAAGAAAGUAAUACUGUGAUUUAAAAAAAAACUAUAUUAUUAAUCAGAAGACAGCUUGCUCUUACUAAAAGGAGCUUUCAUUUACUUUAUUUGGAUUUAUUUUUCUUGACAAAAAGCAACAGUUUUAGGGAUAGCUUAGACAAAUGGGUUCUGGCUUGCUAUCAGGGUAAAUCUAACACCUUACAGGAGGACUCAGUGUCACUUUCUCUCUGAGGGAAUGAUCCAGCGGCUUCUCUAGUUGAAGAUCAAACCACAGCUGAUAAAGGUGCAAUCAUUUCUGACUUGUAUUUUUCACUGAUUUUGAGCUAGUGAUUGGUUGUGUCUUCUCGGCUCAGAAGGAGGCAUAUUGCGGCACAAAAAGUCCAGGCCAGACAGCACAUGCAGCAUUUUGUCUGAAGUACUUCUAGAGUCAAACGUGCCUGCUAUACGUAGCAGUGUCUUGUCAUCAUAGGGAAAUAUUUCCGUCAUAGAGUGUUCAGAAGGAGUGACCAUGUAGGUGGAGAGAAGCUUGAUGACUCGGUUAAAAUUUUAAAAUGUGGAUGAUCAUCCCUUUCUACCCUUUAUUUUUCUAUUUUUCCAUGUUGCCUUGAUCAGGUCAUAACUGUGCAUGAACAUUUUUAUCAGGAAUGGCCGAUGUGUAUGUGAUUUUUGAUUAGUUAGAACUUUCCGCAAGUCAUGAUUCAUCAGGAAAUGUCGAUCCUGUUGGAAAGAUUGCACCUUUACUUGCAGAAGUGACCCCCACCUGUGUCCUGACCUCUCCAUUUACAGGCUCCACCGCCCAUUUCCCCCACCUCCUUUAAUUUCUGCUUUACUGUCAUAACGUAGGACUAAGAUUGGUCUAAACAUUGCAUGUUCUCUUGUGAUGGUAAAUCAAAGGAAGACCUAUAAGUAUUAACAUUUGAAAUAACUGCUAAUUCAGGAAAAUGGAAGAAAAAAGUUAUUUGAAACACAGAACCCAUUUCAUGGCCUGCCUGAUAUCUGUGAAAUCAGGGCUGGAGCUUAGGUUUCACGUAGCCUCCUAGGUGCCGUGAAACAAAUGGGAAACAGGAUAUUGGCGGGGGGAGGUUCAUGAAGUCAGUGAGAGUCAUUGCUUAUUAUUUGUGAGUGAACUGAAUGUAUUUCUUCACCAAAUCUUGAUGUUAAAAAUUAAAAAGGAGAAAUGACAUGUAAGUAGGUCUUAGCAGAACAAUGCAGGCUGGGCAUGAGUCAUGUUAUGCUCCCACAUGCUUCUGCAAUCCGCAGAGAUGGCUCUCUGCAGGUUCUUGAAGUUACUGUUAGUAUUUGGUAUCUCAUAUUUUCCAUCACUGUUCACAUGCCACUUUCUCUGUGCUCGGUGGUAUCCUCAUUUGCUUUUUAACCUACACUGAGAAGCCUCUGUCAACUUGUACUGAUUUUUCAAUUCUGCAGAAAUGAGUAAGCUCACGGCAUGGGGAAGAAGAGAGUCAGCCCAGUGAAGUUCUCUAAAUUAUUUUAACAUUGCCUUUGAAGGCCUUGACUCAUCCUUAGCUAUUUUAAUAAAGUAAUUCCUACCAUAAAUUUAAAACCCUAAAAAUUCAAGUUUCAAAUUCUUUGGGCACUGGGGUACUCAGAUGUCCCAUUAUGGAAGAAUUUUGAGAAUAAAUAGAACCUUCUGUUGAGAACCAUGAGCAACAUUUUUCUUACUAUAAGAAUUGCUAUACAUUUUCCAAUUGCAAAUAUAUAUGAAAAUUUAAGACAAGAGGAAGUUUUAUUUCCAACUUGAUUCUGAUCACUCACAGAGGUGGCAUGUUAUUAUAAUUGGGACAUCCUUUGAACCCUUGAUAAGAAAGGCCAACUGGUCAGGGCCCCCUCCCGUGGCCACUAGAUUUGUGUUCACAGGGAUAUCUCUGUGAUGCUUGUCACAUCACUCUCAGCCACUUCUAUUAAUAAAUUCAGGCAGUGCAGUGGCAAUCGUAGUGUGAACCUGUGUUUCCAGCAUAUGGAAAGCUAUCUUGGGUUUUAAGGCACUAGAAAUUGCCCAGGAUUUUGACAGAAUCUUUGUUUCCUGGGUCUAAAAUCAUAUUCCACUGAGGUGUAUGCAGUGGAGCAUAAUAUAUGCAAAACUCUUUUUGUCUCACCUAAGAUUCACUUUCUUACUUUGCCUUCCUGCCUAAUAUGACUUUUGCCCCCAGGAGUGCCUGGACAGCAUUCUAGUUUCUACAAACUGGCCUUCUGUGUCGUUGAAUGUGUCCCAAACCUGCUAUCUCUUUCUUGUUUCAGUGUGACUGUCUUGAGUUUAUCCAGGGUAACUUGCUCAGUAACUACUCCUUCUUAUGGCCUGGGGUUAAAGGGCGCAUGGCUCACAUUGAUGAAAAUAAGGAAGGCCUAGUCUUAUCUUGUAUUAAUAAUACUGCCUGCAUUCCACCAGCCAGAGAUUUCUAUCUGCAAAGACCUAUGAAACACUGAAGAGAAAUGUAGGCAGAAGGAAAUGGCCACAUAUCACAAGUUCUAUUAUAUAUUCUUUUGUAAAUACUUAUUGUACAUUACUUGGAUGUUUUCUUAUAUCAUUUACUGUCUUUAUGAGUUAAUGUCAGUUUUUACCCUCUCAACUUACUGUGUAACAUUGUAAAUAACAUAAUGUCCUUUAUUAUUUAUAUUUAAGCAUCUAACAUAUAGAGUUGUUUUCAUAUAAGUUUAAGAUAAAUGUCAAAAAUAUAUGUUCUUUUGUUUUUCUUUGCUUUAAAAUUAUGUAUCUUUUCCUUUUUCUUUUUUUUAAGAAUAAUUUAUUGUUCAGGAGAAAGAAUGUAUAUGUAAUUGAAACUAUCUGAAGAAUGCACAUUGAAGGCCAUGAGGUACUGAUAAACUAAAGAAUUUAUUAUUCAAAAUACUAAGCAAUAAGUAAUUGUGAUUUAUUUAAAGUUUUGUCCAUUUUCCAUGAAAGACAUACUGCAAUAAAAAUGCUACUCUGUGGAGACCUGGGAGUGUUGCUCAGCAGACUACAGCUUCAGUCUGUUAGACCAGCACCUUUCAUCUCAUUCCCAUAGUUGUGCUAAUUUAGGAUUGUGUUCUGUGAACCCUUGAUCAUCUUGUCUGUCCAUCACUUUUGCCAAACCGCCUGUUCUCGAAUCAUCUUCUCCCUGUCAGUGCUGUUUAUCACUUUCUUCCUUGUUGAAGAGGCCACACAACCAGACAGUAUGACGUUUCCUUUUUCUUCCAUACACGAUAAUAGAGAAUAUUUUAGGGCAUGACUGCCUGGAUCCUGGCUGUUGCUAUGUUUUGAAGUGACAGUAAGAAACUCCCCCAGACUAAUGAAAAUGUCAAUGUGCCAUUCAAUCACAAAAGGCAAAGAAAAAUGCUUUCAUGGUUCAAAUAGUCCAAUGGCCCAUAGUGGCCUAAAAGGCAGCCAGUUGAGACCCGGCCAUGCUUCUCUUCCCUAUAGCGCCAGUUAAUUGGCUUUCCAUCAGGCCCACAAUUUAUGGGUUCACAGUUUUAGAAGAGGAGAAGACCAAGUUGGGUUCAUUCCUCUUAUUCUGUCAAUAAAACAAAUCAAACUCAUGUCUAUCUAACUGCUCAGGGAGGAGCCUUUACAUGAGAAAAUUCUCAUAUUCUAAGACUGAGUCAUAGAAAUGAGGGUAUUACUUUUCAUAUUGCAAUUAACCUAGACAAAAGCCAUAUUUUAACAAAUAGAUAUUUGCAUGGUACCUUUCAUGUAUUUCAAGCAUUUUGCUCUUUAUUACAAUUAGGUUAAGAGCUUCCGAAGUAUAUGGAGCAAAGGUCAGCAAUCGUUUGGAGUGAACAGUGGCCUCCUUUGGAGUUAGGGGGUAACCCGAGACUUCCCACCAACAUCCACCUCCAUCUAUGUAUGCAAUUCCUAUUACCUAGUUACUGCUCCACCAGAAUCAUUUCCAGACAUUCUGGAUGUCCAGGAGAUUUAAAUUGUAGCUUUUGACUGAGCUAGCUUUUCCUAUUUAUAUUAAUACCUUCUUGAAAAAUGCUUGAAAUCUUCACAUUUGCAACAGCUUUCGUUUUCAUGCACAUACGAACACCCAGAGAGACAAAAAUUCCCAACAGAUACUCUCUGAAAGCCAUCACAUUUUCACUUGCUCUAGAGUCAAUCAGCCAACCAGCCAUGCAGAAUAAUGUCUGAGAAUAAUAACUAAGAAUAAUGUCUCAAACUUAAAGGCUGAGACAUUUUUCUCAGUUUCUGCUGUGGCUUUGUACCCAAAUUGAACACUAGGCAGCGAUCAUAGUAAUUUUGGUUAAAAUUCUUUGCCUGGGAUAUAGUAAUUGAGGCAGAAGCACAUGUGUGAAGGAGGCGAGGUACUUUGGAAAGAGUGAAGACUCAGACUCACAUGCAGCCAGAUUGAAUAUCUGGAGAAUUACUGCAAUUCUCCCUUCUUGGUCAAAACCAUGUUCUCUCUUAAUUUUCAACCUCAGGCUGGCACAAGCAAACCUGAGUCUUCCUAAUCAUUAGAUUUCUUUUCUGUUCUACCCAUGAAUGACAAAAGAACUUGAUGUUCAUGCUUUGGGGUUAAAUAAGGCAGGUCUGAAACCUAGAGACUCAAGAUGCUGGAAGGAGUGGAAAGUUUAGCUGAGUUUAUAUGAAUCACUUUGUGCUCUGUGUCUGGCUUGUCCUCUUUGAAACUGAUUUAAUAAAGUAAAUGUAUGGAAACGAAUCCUCCAAAAGAUUAAUUUGGCAGGAAAUACAAAUACUUUCACUUUAUGAAAGACAAAACUCUCUCGUUGCUACAGGAAGCUGCAAUAUUCCUAACCUUUAAGGUUGUUGUUGAGUGGGGUGGUCAUGCCCUCUUCUGCAGAUGUCUUGAGGCUCCUGUUGACCUCCUGGUACUGCAAUUAGUGGACUUCUCUGGGUAGCUACUGAUUUUGAAUUUUAAGUACACUUCAAAACUUUAUCCACCAGGAAAAUAGGAAAAAAGUUUGGUUACCUGGAGGAAACCUAUUGUGAUCUACCCGAGCUUUUUAAAAACAGGCUAGGAGAAGAAAAUCAGUAAUUUUUAAAGAAGAGACAGAGAAUGGGAUAAUAGUUUCACCCAGGAUCUCUUUCUGACCCUUUCCCUUCCAAUGGACUUAUUGGAACAGAAUUGGAAAGAAAAAAGACAACUCUGCCCACCCCACAGCAUGCAGAAAAAGCUAAAAGAAUUACUCUGCAGAUCUGAACAUCUUUAAUGGCUUAUGUACAGAUUUGCUAUACUAAUGUAGAGAGAAAUGAACUAUUAAAUAAAAAUCACAUUUUAUAA